This is a messenger RNA of Epithele typhae, 2013 nucleotides long. RefSeq lists its product as uncharacterized. Gene Ontology annotation, cellular component: mitochondrion. The coding region runs from base 1 to 2013 and encodes 670 amino acids. The transcript has 5 exons. The record is from RefSeq and is a predicted model, not a curated record. NCBI's taxonomy places the organism in Eukaryota, Fungi, Basidiomycota, Agaricomycetes, Polyporales, Epitheliaceae.
AUGACCUCAGCUGACCCCCCGCCCCCGCUGGAAUGGGACUGGGACGCCGAGCACGCAGAUCGAAAAGAGGAGGCCAAGGCGGAUGCCGCGCACCACCAUGCGACCCCCUUCCAGGUCGACCGGAAGCUGCUCAAGGACAUCGUCCACGAGCGCAUGGGUGCCGAAGUCGCUCGAAUCAAGUUUCUCGGUGCAGGUACUUUCCAUAAAGGAUACUUGGUCACCCUUGUCAACCGUCGAGAGCUUGUCGCGCGCGUAGCCCGUCGCUUCAUGCCGCGGCUCAAGACGGAGUCGGAAGUCGCGACGAUGCACUAUCUCCGCGAGCGCACAGGCAUCCCGGUUCCCGAAGUGUAUCACUACGAUGCGAACCCGUACAACCGGCUGGGUGGCGAGUACAUCUUGAUGUCCAAGGCGGCGGGCAUCCCGCUUGCAAAAGUCCUGCACUCGAUGCCUCACACCACGCUCGUCGCGCUGUUGGAGAACAUCGCGAUGCUCGUCCUCCCGCUCUUCGGUCACCGCUUCCCGAUGAUCGGCUCCCUCUACGAUGGGCCCGACCCCGAGCCCGUCUCAGACUUUUCUUCUUCGCUCCCCACUCCGACCCCGUCUUCAUACCAGCGCUUCACCAACAUCAGCGACGCGUUUUUCAAGGCCGCGCACGAAUCAAAAGUCGCCCAGACGCACGUGGGCCCGAUCAUCUCCUGGCCCUUCUUUGGCUCCAACCGCGGCGAGCUCACCCAUCCGGACGAGAUCAACCGUGGCCCGUGGGCGAGCACGAACGAGUACCUGCGUGCGUGCACCGAGCGCGAGAUCCGCGGCGUCAUCCUCGAGAACGAGGGCAAGACCGCGCCGCACCGGCUGCACCUCGAUCCGGACGAGAUCGAGACGUCGCGGCACCACCGCGUGUCCGCCGUGCCGGACGACCGCUCCGACACCUCGGACGAGUGGGACUGGGAGGAGAGCGAGGCCGAGUGGGACGGCGGCGCGGGCGACACGAUGUACCAGGACUACCGGCGCAUGCAGCGCUCGACGUUCCUCGUCGCGCACCUCGCGCAGCGCGAAGAGCGUGUCCACGCCGAGAUGGUGCGCUUCCUCCGCCUCAUGGAGCGCCUCGGCGUUUCCAGCCACGCUGAGGGCGAUGGCGGUGGUGGAGGCGGCGCGGGCGAGCAGGAGGAGUUUACGAUCGACUGCCACGAUCUGAACCUCGAGAACGUUUUCGUCGACGAGAACGACAACUCGAAGAUCACGUGCAUCAUCGACUGGGAGUCGACGACCACCCGCCCGCUCUGGGCGUGCGCGCACGUCCCCGCCUUCCUCCAAUCCUCGCCCUUCACCGCAAAGCUCUUCCGCGCGACCGUCGAGCGCCUCGCCCGCUCCCCCGACGUGCUCACGAUCCACGGCCGCCCCGCGCCCGUCCCGCUCGCCGACCUCGCCCGCUCGUGGCUGCACCACGAGGCGACCGGCGUGCGCCUCCGCAUGGCGCACCGCUGCAUCGAGUGGGACGGCUGGGAGGAGGGCCUCGUCGGGGGCAUCCUCGGGCCCGAGGACCAGGAGGAGGACUGGUUCCGCACCUGGGACGACGGCGACGGCGCGGACGCGCACACACCGGACCCCGCGGACCUCGACGCGCGGGAUGUCGCGGCGGACGAGAGCCCGGAGGACGCGUACGCGUCCGACUCGCCCGUCGCCGCGAUCUCGCUCGACUCGCUCUCCUUCGGGCAGUCCGCGCCCUCGAGCGAGGAGCCGUCGCGCCGGCCGAGCGUCACGAGCGGCGCCGGGAACGCGAGGGCGAACGGGCCCGGGAGCGGGAGCGGGAACGGCGCGGGGGCGGUGCCCAAGGUCGUCGCCGCGGUGGAGAAGGCGCGCGAGAAGCUGCUGAACGCGACGGGCGACUUCUGCGGCGGGCGCGGCGGCGAGCUCGGCCGGCGGCUCGAGGCGUGGCUCUACGUCAACGGCGACGCCGACGGGCGCGUCGAGCUCGGGCGCCGCUGGGAGGGCGACGACGUAGAGGUCGACUGA